This is a messenger RNA of Abrus precatorius (Indian licorice), 1501 nucleotides long. Its product is annotated as DNA repair protein recA homolog 3, mitochondrial-like. The record is from RefSeq and is a predicted model, not a curated record. Gene Ontology annotation, molecular function: ATP binding; single-stranded DNA binding; ATP-dependent DNA damage sensor activity. The transcript is spliced from 8 exons. Gene Ontology annotation, biological process: DNA repair. NCBI's taxonomy places the organism in Eukaryota, Viridiplantae, Streptophyta, Magnoliopsida, Fabales, Fabaceae. Bases 192 to 1466 code for a protein of 424 amino acids.
UUGAAAAUGGAGGGAAAUUAAACCCUAAAACCCCAGCAAAUGGGUUCAUGCAAUGCACCCAACAUGAAAUAAAUAAAUAAAGAUUGGAAAAAAAGACAUUCCAGUUCAGGUCAUUCACUGACACUGCACACUUCAUUUUUGUGAACAUAAGUAAACACUAUUAUUCCUCUUUUGUUUGGUGUUUCCAUUCAAUGGCGAGGCUGCUUCGCAACGCUCACACUUCCCUCCUCAAGCGUUCCCUCUUCAACUCCGACCUAUUUACGCGGUUGUGCUUUGAACCAGGAGUACUGGGCGCGUCUAAAGUUUUGAGCUUUUCAACUCAUAAAGGUAAAAGGCGUUCUAAAUCAGAUGGAAGUGACUCUGGUGAAGAAAACAUGUCUAAGAAAGAUUUGGCCCUACAACAAGCUAUUGAUCAGAUCACUUCUGCAUAUGGAAAGGGAUCUAUCAUGUGGCUUGGUCGUUCUGUAUCCCCUAAAAAUGUACCUGUUGUGUCGACUGGUUCUUUUGCUCUUGAUAUAGCACUGGGAGUUGGCGGUCUUCCAAAGGGUCGUGUUGUGGAAAUAUUUGGUCCAGAGGCUUCUGGGAAAACAACUCUUGCUUUGCAUGUGAUUUCGGAGGCACAGAAGCUAGGAGGUUAUUGUGCCUUUGUUGAUGCUGAGCAUGCACUUGAUAAGACACUUGCAGAGUCAAUUGGUGUAAAUACUCAGAACUUACUUCUCUCACAACCCGAUUGUGGUGAACAAGCACUUAGCCUUGUGGAUACCUUAAUCCGGAGUGGUUCAGUUGAUAUAAUUGUUGUUGACAGUGUGGCUGCUCUUGUUCCUAAAGGAGAGCUUGAUGGUGAGAUGGGUGAUGCUCACAUGGCAAUGCAGGCUAGGUUGAUGAGCCAGGCGCUACGGAAAUUAUGCCACUCCUUAUCACUUUCACAGUGUAUAUUGAUUUUUAUAAACCAGGUGAGGUCAAAGAUUUCUACUUUUGGGGGAUUUGGUGGGCCCACUGAAGUUACUUGUGGUGGUAAUGCGCUGAAGUUCUAUGCUUCUGUGCGGCUAAAUAUCAAAAGAGUAGGGUUUGUCAAGAAGGGUGAAGAGACUUUAGGAAGCCAGGUUCUUGUCAAGGUUGUGAAGAACAAGCAUGCUCCUCCAUUUAAAACUGUACAGUUUGAGCUUCUGUUUGGCAAGGGCAUUAGUAGAGAAGGAGAGAUCAUUGAGUUGAGCAUAAAAUACAAACUCAUAAAAAAGAAUGGUUCAUUUUAUGAAUAUAAUGGCCAGAAUUUCCAUGGUAAGGAUGCUCUAAAGAAGUUCUUGGCCGAGGGUGAUGGUGCACAGGUAUUAACAACAAAGCUAAGGGAAAAGAUUCUUAAUGCCGAGCCAGAACUGGCACCAGAGGCACAGUUGAUGGUUGGAGAUGUUACAGAAGAAACGGUAUCGCUUGAUUCUACUGAUGAAGAAGCAGCUGCUGCUGUAUAAGCAUGAAUUUGCAAAUGGCUUUAAAAAUGUGGUGU